This is a messenger RNA of Candida dubliniensis CD36, 1254 nucleotides long. RefSeq names its product Ptc8p (gene PTC8). The record is from RefSeq and is a predicted model, not a curated record. Lineage: Eukaryota; Fungi; Ascomycota; Pichiomycetes; Serinales; Debaryomycetaceae. The transcript has a single exon. The coding region runs from base 1 to 1254 and encodes 417 amino acids.
AUGUCAUCUGCUAGAAAAAUUCUACUACAAUCUAUCCUCACAACAUCAUCUAAACAACUUACCACACUAACAAGUAUAAGGCCAACCUAUUCAAUUAUAAUUAAACAAAGAAAUUAUUCUGGCUCAUCCAUUUUCAAAGGUGCAAGAAAUUAUUUUCUUGGAUUUCGAAAUAAUUCAGGAGAAGAUUCUCAAACCAGCAAUAACAACUCAUCAAUGCAUUAUGAUUCAGUUGAUGAACUGAUUCCAUAUGUUCAAUAUCCAUUAUUUACAAAAGAACAAUUAAAGAAAAUUGCUACGGAUAAAUUUAAUUUACAAGUUGGACAUGCAUCAUUUGGAUAUCAUUCAGAUUCAAUUGUCCCCUCGAUUAAUUCAUUGAGUGAUUUAACUGAUCCUACCCUGUUAAAUAGUUUAUUACCAAGAAGAAGACCUCAAGGAUCACCUAGUGAUACAUUAAGUAUUAAAGCUGGUGAUGAUACCAUGUUAGUUUCCCCCACAGUAAUAGCUGUUGCUGAUGGAGUUAGUGGUUGGGAAAGUGAUGGUAUAACUUCAUCUUCAGGUAUUUGGUCAAGAUCUAUGGUGGAAACUUUUAGUCGAUUAAUGACAGAAUAUAAAUUAAAUCAUUUCCCUCAUUAUUUAAAUCAACGAGAUAUUCAAGAAAUUUUAGAUGAUUCUUAUUUACAUACUUCUCAUUUAAUGGAUUUACAAAAAUUAAAUGGUUCAUCUACAUUAAUUUUAGGGAUGCUUAAUGGUGAUUUAUUAUCAAUUAUAAGUAUUGGUGAUUCAAAAAUUUUCAUUAUUAGAGAUGGAAAAAUAAUUUUAACUAAUGAAGAACAAACUAAAGCAGGAUUAUGUCCAGAACAAAUAGGUACUCAUACUUUAGAUCAUUUACCUUCAGAUAUUGCUUGGAUCAAAUCAUUCAAAUUAAUGGAAGGUGAUUAUAUUUUAAUGUGUUCUGAUGGUAUUAGUGAUAAUUUAUAUGAAUGGGAAAUUUUAAAUUAUUUAAAUGAUUGGAUUAAUGCUAAACGUAAUAAUGUUAAAACUAUUGCCAGCAAAUUAUUGAUUAAAGCUAAAGAAGUUGCAUUUGAUGAUUAUGCUUAUACUCCUUAUAAUGAAAAAGUCAAUUCAUUAAGUAACACAGGUAGUGGUGGAACUAAUCAUCAACAUAGUCAAGGUGGUAAAGUUGAUGAUAUGUCAGUGAUUAUUGCUAAAGUUGAAUUAAAUAAAAAAGAUGGUUCUAAAUUGAUAAUCAAUUAG